Magallana angulata is the source of this 4412-nucleotide messenger RNA. RefSeq lists its product as uncharacterized. NCBI's taxonomy places the organism in Eukaryota, Metazoa, Mollusca, Bivalvia, Ostreida, Ostreidae. Gene Ontology annotation, biological process: proton transmembrane transport. The transcript has 4 exons. Gene Ontology annotation, molecular function: proton channel activity. The coding region runs from base 149 to 1789 and encodes 546 amino acids. Gene Ontology annotation, cellular component: membrane. The record is from RefSeq and is a predicted model, not a curated record.
CGAGAAAAUAACAUUGUGAUAAAGUUCUCGUAAUUUUAGAUUCAAAGAAAUGAUUAUCAUGAACAACAGAUAUCAAAAGGAUAUUGAUAUCAUUUGAGAAUAGUCAUUCUUAUUUUAAGCAGCUAACUCAAAAAGAGAAAAAACGAAGAUGGAGGACAGCGACAGGGAUCAAAUCAUCACCGAUGAGAAUAGACAAGAUACGAAUACCAAUGUUGGUUGGUGCCAAUGCAUUUAUAAACGGAUAAGACCAGGUGUACCGCAUUUGGUUGUGUUAGGCGUCGUUGUUCUAGCCAUAGUCGUAUCAAUAAUGGCGGUCAACUGGGCGAACUUGAUAUAUCCUGAAUGUGAAUCCGAAAAAAUGGUCCUCGCAGUUUUAUUAACAUUUCAAUCUAUAGGUGUAAUUUGCGUUUUAUUUCUUAUAUAUUUCCGUAAAAAAGCCAGUGAUAUGAAUCUGACAACAAAAGAUACAUUUUUGAAAAUUAAAUUGAUUUCAGUGUAUAUUUUUGGGGUAGGCUACCUCUUUCAUUGUGGAUACUAUAUGUGGAAACACAACGUUACACAAGAAUGCUCGGAUAAAGAAAAUAAUGACACGAUCAAAGGCUUAGGAAUAGCCUAUAACGCAAUAAGUAUUAUUUAUACACUUUUUCUCUUUGCAUAUUUCGCCGCCUUUUAUGUCCGAAAACGUGAAAAUAAUGUUAAAGAAAAUGCUGCUUCGUUAGGAAUAAUCAUAGCUAAUUCAUGUAUUUGGUUGGAUACACUCUUUUCGGAGUCGGAUUUUCUGUUUAAGAAGCAUUUAGAUAGCAACAGUUCUACAUCAAUAUUUAACAAAACUGACUCCUCAAAUAGAGCGAUAGAAGCUAUCGAGAAGACAGAUCCAUUUUUAUCCCCCGCGAUGAUAGAAUUUUCAUUAAUGGCUAUCGACCUGCUUUUCACAAAAACGGAUGACUCUUUGGAAGGUUCCAUACCGAAUGAUUCAAGAGAUGUUGAAAAUGGUGUCACAUUAGAUCAUACGGACGAUAGAAAUAUUUCCACACACAAUGAAGGAAACGAAUGGAAAGAUUUCUUCAAGGCAGUACUUCAGAUUUUGCUCGGUAUAGUUUCUUUUGCUUUGUUUGCUUUCACCUUUACAGUUGUCUUAACAACUGAGUCCCAACACCAAGUGGUAACAAAUAUCAACGAUUUUAAUGUUUACGUUGUAAUGCAACUAAUCUUGAAAAUUAUCAUUCUUGUUCUGGUUACAAUAAGUCUUUUAUCGCUAUGGCCAUUUUUGACUUUCCAUUUUAAUGUUUCUGCAUUUGUAUUAAUUGUCACGUGUUUUGGUAAUAUCGUCUAUCAUAUGCUGUACUGUUUUGCUCUUCAUUUUGAGAGUAACCAAAAAGAUGAAGAACACGGCAUCAAGAAAGGUUUCAUAACCGUAUCAUGGGCUGAUAACAUUAUUAGUAUAAUUAUAGCUGGAUUUCAAACUCUUUUUAUAUUAGGAUUCCAUUCACCAAAGAAUUAUAAAAAUAUGAUAUCGAAAGACUGGGAAAAUUGUGUAUACUAUGUCUGCUCUUUGUUAGGGGUGCUUAAUUUGGGACUAUGGAUCAGUGAUAGCAUUGGAGAGGAGCGGCUUCCUAUAUUUAGCUUCUCAAUCUACAAAGCAUAUGAAGUAGAAGUUUGGUCUGUUAUCAACAAAAUUAUUUUACCUCUUACAAUAUUUUUCCGAUUUCAUUCCGGUCUAGAUUUGUUAGAGUUUUACUGGAGGCACAGACGGAGCGAAAAUAAAACUAAUACAUUGAUAACAAAUUAGUCAUCAAAAUUAGCCCUAAAUACAAUAUGUAAAUCCAAUUUUAAGAUGGAAUUUUUAAAAAUGUAUAAGCAAACGAUAAUGCAAAAACGAAAUAAACAAUACUUUCAGAAUGCAUAAAAUUAUAUAUUCUAUUAAAGAAAACAAAAAAGACUCUACAGAUAUGCAUCUACAGAAUUUGUAUGAAUUGGCAUCAAUAUUAAGAAAUUAUUUAAAGCAUGAUUUAUAUUUAACCCAAGUGACAGUGUUCCCCUUUUUUUAAUCUUAAUUUGUUUUAAAACUAAUUUACUCCAAUAUAACUAAAAACUAGAGCCGAGAUCGUUGCAAGCAACGAGGAGGUCUUCCGUUACAACUACAAUCCAAUAAAGGAAUGUCAAUCAGUCUUAAUAAAACCAUCACCCUUUUCCUACUUGUCAGGGACUAAGAGAUAUUGAUAGGAGGCCACUUUCAGACUAGCUUAACUUGUGACCAAUAAGGGCUUUAAAAAAUUAAUUUGAACUCUUGAAAAUUAAUUUACGCCUAUUAUCUAUGUUUUAAUGUAACCCCCAGACUGCAGAGUAUUGAAGAGUUAGACCACUCAUAAAACAGAUAAAGGCAUGUCUGUGAUAAGUUGGGGGUAUAUUUAGAGAAGAAAAGUAUUGACUGCGACUUUAAAACACUAUUCCGUACAGGGAGCUAUUCCCUAUAAGCAAAAUGAAAGCAGGUAUGCAUUUCUUCAUGUAAAGCUUUUAACUCUCAUAUUACGCAAUACCAAAACAAUACAAUAAUACAAUAAGAUUGAUAGGAUAAUGAAGAACAAUUUUUCCAGCGACAUCAUUUUCGUAGCAUGUAUCGUUUUUUAGUUAUGCAGCAAAGACAUUCCAGACGCCUAGAUCCCUUAUUUAAGGAGCCAGCCCCUUUCUUGGUCUAAAAUAAAAGCCCUUUAAUUUAUGAUCAAUUUCUUUUUUCUAGAUGCAUUUAUGAAAUAUUUCAAACUAAAAAGAUACAACAACGAAAUGAGUAAAAAUUAGCAAUUUUUAAAAACAGAUUUCGAUUAUAAAAUUCAAGUGGUACAAUUGGAAAAAAUGAAAUACAAAAAUUUGAGGACAACAUUAAAAGUGUCAAUUUUAAAGACUUUUCACUUUGGAUUAUUUGCUACGGACCAUUACGGAGCCUUUGUCCGGAACGAAUGUCCCUAAACUAUUAAAAAAAGGGGGAAUAUCUCAAACCCGGAAGUUACGAUUUGUCAUCGUUUUGUGACUUAAAAGCUAGAUUUAAUUUACAAUUCACCCUGAAACUUUGAAUGAAAUCGGAUGACAAACAAAAAAAAUAUAAGGUUUAAAAACGUCUAGAAGAGGAAUAGAGAAAUAAUAAGGAAGAAUUGCCAUCAGAAUCAGUCCAAGGUCUUCCGUUGGAAACGGAAGACCUUAAAAAUGUUGUUGUACUUGUUGUACUGCAAUAUCUUAAUAUUAGAUUAUUAUAUAUACAUACUCUACAUCUGUUGUUUUAUUUUCAUUCGUGUCGUGUGUUUUCUACACGAAUUAUAACCCAGAACAAUAUAUAAAAUUCACGCGAUUGAAAUGCCCAUUAUAAUUUUAAAGUCAAAUUAAACAAUAACCCAUGCACGAUUGUUUUAACCUGUGAAGUAAUUGAGGAAAAAAUCUAAACUUUGACCCUAAAUUUUAAUGAAAAAUUCAGACAAUUAAACAAUUUAAACGAUUUUCGUUAUGUAAAAUAAUUACCGAUAAUUAUUUUCAGAAAUACAACAAUCAUAGAUCAGUAGUGCAUGUUUAAUGUAAUUUUAGUAUUAAGAAAAUUAGUUAAGAAGGACUAUGUGCGGUUUUAUGCUUUUUUUGCCCCCAAAAUUAAAGUUUUAUAAAGAGCUUUGAAAAUAAGGUGGAAGAUAGUUUGAAUUAUAUUUAAUAUAAGGGUGCAAAAAUUAUCACCACAGUGACGUCAUUAUUUAGAAAUGACGUCAUGAAAAAUGCCUAAUUUUGAUAUAUUGAUGUUUUAUAGCGAAAUAUGGGUGUUUUCCGAUGGUUGUUCGACUGGGAAACAUCGAGCGCAGGCUUGCUCAAGUAUCAUUUUUUAGUAUAAGGUGUAUAAUUAUCAGAAGAAAAACAAAUGUUAAAAUCGUACUUGAGCAGACCUGCGCUCUAUACUUCCGAAUGCAAAAUAUAAAGCAAAAUUGAAAAUAUUUUCAAAUUGUUUACAAAUUUGCAGGAAUUAGGUCAUUUAGUUGACGUCAUAGAUAAAUAGCAAUUAAAUGAGCAAUGAUGACUAAAAUCAUGAUUUUAGUUAUAGGCAUGUACUGUACAAUGAUUUAUGAAGAUUUGAUUUUUAUUGGACACUAUUUAAAAGUUGGUUAAAAUUGGGGCGGAUAUUUGACCAAACCGCACAUAGUCAUUUAUCACAUUCGCUACAAACGUAAUUACGUAUCAAUGUUCAAACACAUAUAGAGUGUAAUUAAGAGUUUGAUUAUGUUUCAAUUUUGUUAUCCUUGUUAAAAUCGUUUAAUUAUGAAUAAAAUUCAAUCAGAAUUCUGGAUGUUAAUCAAAUGUUUAUCAUAUAUAUUUAAACGCUUUUUUGUGUAAAUGUUAUAAAGUGUAAUAUAUGUAUGCUAUUAGAAAAAUAAAAUCAAAUGAUU